AUGGAGAUAGAGAUCGAUUCAGGGGAUCUUCUGGUUUUGGUGAUGUUUCUGCACGUACCAAUAAGAGAGGUAGGGACGAGUCUUCUCAUAUCCAGACCUAAAGCGUCACAUACUAUAACAAUUUUAGUUUAUAGUUAUGGUGGUUCUUCUAGAGUAUCGUCUUUACCUACGUCUGAGUACUGUGGGAGACAUCAAUUUGGAAAGUGCAAAAAUAAGAUGAGUACUUAUUUUAGAUGUGGAUAUGGAGACCAUUUCUUGAGGGAUUGUUCAAAGUUAGCUUCCACCUUUCAGACAUCCGUUCGUACUUAUAGUAUAGUUCAGACUUCAGUUGGGGGUCAUAGUCAGCAGAGAGUAUAUGGGCCUGUUAGUAGGGACCGACCUUCUCAGGGUAGGGGUACAGCUCAGACUGAGGCCAAACAACCUAGAUUGGUAUAUACUUCUAAACAUCGACAGGAUUGCGAUGAGCUUGAUGUGAUUGUAGGUACCUUCAUUAUUUAUUUAGUUUCGUAUUAUACCUUAUCUGAUUCUGGUUCUACCCAUUCUUUUGUAUCACAUACUGUAUCUGUAAGUCUCGAUAUUUCGAUUGAGAAUACCUAG
Molecule: messenger RNA, 597 nt
Organism: Hibiscus syriacus
Lineage: Eukaryota; Viridiplantae; Streptophyta; Magnoliopsida; Malvales; Malvaceae
Exons: 1
Coding region: 1-597 (198 amino acids)
Source: RefSeq, a predicted model, not a curated record